Messenger RNA from Salvia hispanica, 1537 nucleotides. RefSeq names its product BSD domain-containing protein. The record is from RefSeq and is a predicted model, not a curated record. NCBI's taxonomy places the organism in Eukaryota, Viridiplantae, Streptophyta, Magnoliopsida, Lamiales, Lamiaceae. Gene Ontology annotation, cellular component: cytoplasm.
CACCGACAGUAACAGGUAACCAUCAUCAUUCAAAUUCCCAAAUCCCACCGGAACCCUAAUCACAAACUCACGCCAUGAACUUUUUUAAAUCCAUCAUCUUAGACGAUGAGGAGCCUCAGAGCCCUCGACAACCAAACCUGGACUCCGCCCUCAACCCGCCGCCCCAAGAUCCUACUCCAAAUGACGGAUGGAGCUUCGGGAGCUUGAUCAAAACCCUAGCAACCACAUCCGAAUCGAUGAUCGAGACAUACAGCAGAGAUCUGAAGGAGUUUGGAUCGGGUCUCAGAAAGGAAUCCGAUAUCAUCCGCGAAGCCGCGACCAGAGCUGUGAAGGAGCUCCCAGCGUCAAUCGAAGCCGGAACUUCGGCGGCGCAAGGCGUCCUGAAGUCGACGGCGGAGAUCAUCUUGCAGGAGCCGCAGCUUUCGGAUGGGGAGACCGAUACGCCGGAGAUCAAUCGGAGCUUGAAUUUGGGGCGCUACAGUAGGUUCGAGGCGCAGCUGAGUGCGAUCCAGACCGAUUUGAAUACGUUCUGUCAGGAGCCUGAUGAUUUGGAGGACUACGAUAAGUGGAGAUCGAGCUUUACCCUUGAUGAAAAGAGUGGCGAGAUCGAGGGUUUGAUUGGGGAGAAUGGGGCUCUGGAUGCUAAUUUUAGAAAGAUUGUGCCAAAUGUAGUUGAUCAUGAUACAUUUUGGUGUAGGUAUUUCUACAGAGUGGAUAAGCUCGAGCAGCAGGAGAAGUUCCGGGCUAAUCUUGUGAAGAGGGCGAUAUCGGUGGAUGAAGAGGACGAUGAGCUGUCAUGGGAUGUUGAUGAUGAUGAGGAGAAGGAUGGUGGGAAGGCGAAGGGCGUCGGUGAUAAUGGGAACUCGAUUCCUGGUGAGAAAGGAGGGAGUUUGACUGGUGAAUUGCAGGAAGGAGGCAAAGCCCCUGUGGCUGAUUUGUAUGAGAGAGAAACCACAUCUGAUAAAGAGACAAGUUAUGAGAGAUUGAAAUCUGAGGAAAGUGUCAAGGAGAAAACUGACGAGAAUGUGGGUGUCAAAGGGGAAGCUGCUGCACAAGUGGUGAAGACGGAGGAAGAAGAUAUCGAGUGGGACGAAAUUGAGGACAUUGGAAGUGACAAUGACAAGAAAGAUCCGAUUGGUGAGAGGCCGAACAGAGAAGAACUGAGGAAGCAGCUCAGUGCUGCAGAUGAUGCUGAGGAUUUGAGUUGGGAUAUUGAGGAGGAUGAUGAGCCAGUGAAAACUUGAUGGCUGCAACGACGUGAUACAAUGGCUUCCUCCGUCGAGCUAAAGCUGCUGGAUUGGCAAAUGAAAGGGAUAACGAAGAAUGAUCCCAUUGAAGCUACCUACCAAGUAAAUAUUUGGAUAUGUAAUUUUUUUCAAAAUGAUGAAAUGUGUUUUAAUUCUUUGCUGUUACUCUUCAUGUGAAAGUGAAAGUAUGCUGUAAUUGCCUUUCUUUAUGUGGCUCAAUAAAGUAUUCGUUGAUGAAGAAUUGUAAACCUCUAUUUUAAGAUGUUAAUAUAAAAUUUAUGUUUCUGUCU